This is a messenger RNA of Sorex araneus (European shrew), 13765 nucleotides long. It is a transcript of the gene DNAH10, whose product is annotated as dynein axonemal heavy chain 10. The transcript is spliced from 79 exons. Lineage: Eukaryota; Metazoa; Chordata; Mammalia; Eulipotyphla; Soricidae. Gene Ontology annotation, cellular component: dynein complex. Gene Ontology annotation, biological process: microtubule-based movement. The coding region runs from base 1 to 13764 and encodes 4587 amino acids. The record is from RefSeq and is a predicted model, not a curated record. Gene Ontology annotation, molecular function: dynein light intermediate chain binding; minus-end-directed microtubule motor activity; dynein intermediate chain binding.
AUGGACGACCUGCGGGUGCUGUGGAUGCGCGACCGCGUGUACUGCGCCUUGGGCCUCACCGACCCGGCGCUCUUCGAGGAGCUGCUGAGCCGCAACGACGGCGAAGUGGAGGACGAGGUGCUGCAUUUCCUCAACCAGGCGAGCGACGAGGAGGCGGCGUCCACGGUCUUCUUCUACCGCUCCGUGGUGCAGGAGGAGGUGGAGGUGGAGCUGGACGACAUUCCCCUGCCUUCGGAUGAGGAAGAGGAGGAAGAAGAGGAGGAAACUAUGAAAAUCGAGUCAGAUAGAGGAUCAGCUAAGAGCUGGCAGCCGAGGACCAACUCUCUGUUCCUGCCAGUCUCCGAGGAGGAAGAGGCGGCUGACCCUGUGGAAGGUGCUCCUGCCAAAAAAGUUAUGAAGCGCACUGUGGAGAAGAUGGUGCUUCAUGUGCUUUUCACCCCUGUUCCCGAGGAGCUUUUGGAACAUAACGUGGUGUUUUUUCUCAGAAAUACAAAAGAGCCCAUCCCGGAAGCCAGCGACAUGAAGGAGGCCAUGGAGAUCAUGCCCGAGACGCUGGAGUACGGGGUGCUCAACGCCAACGUGCUGGGCCAGCUGAAGGACAUCAUCUCCCUGGUGUACCUGCCGGCCUUGUCCUUCACCCAGCACAAGGACAUCCCCUCGGGCUUCCUGCACGGCGACAUCCCUUUCCCCGUGGAGUACGAGAUGAGCCUGCCGUCGCUGCCGGGGGAGGCGGUGGAGUUCCACAGCAUCCAGCUCAUGCGGGACGAGUUCAUGAUGAACCUGCAGAAGUUCGUGGGCAGCAUCCAGAGGAUCCUGCAGCAGCUGGAAGGUGAGAUCAAGCUGACCCUGCCGCCCAUCAGCGUGGACGGCGAGGUGUCGGCCCUGGCCGCCGACCCGGCCACCGUGGACGUCCUGGAGCAGUGUGUGAUCAACUGGCUGAACCAGAUCACCGUCGCGGUGGACAGCCAGCUCAAGAAGACCCCUCAGGGCAACGGCCCACUGGCCGAGAUUGAAUUCUGGCGGGAGAGGAAUGCCACGCUCAGCGCCCUGCACGAGCAGACGAAGAUCCCGGUGGUCAGGAAGGUGCUGGAGGUGAUCCGGGAGGCCGACUCGAUGGUGGUGACCAACCUGCAAGCAGUGCUCACAGGCCUUUACAAGCUGCACAUGGAAGCGUCGGACAACGUGCGCUUCCUGGCCACGGUGGAGCGCCACUUCAAGAACAUCACGCACGGCACCAGCUUCCACGUGGUCCUGGAGAGCAUCCCGUCCAUGCUGAGCGCCCUGCGCAUGGUGUGGAUCAUCUCCCGCCACUACAACAAGGACGAGCGCAUGAUCCCGCUCAUGGAGAGGAUCGCCUGGGAGAUCGCCGAGCGGGUCUGCAAGGUGAUCAACCUGCGCACACUCUUCAGAGAGAACCGGGCGAGCGCGCAGCACAAGACCCUGGAGGCCAAGAACACGCUGCUGAUGUGGAAGAAGGCCUACUUCGACACCAGGGCCAAGAUCGAGGCCUCGGGGAGAGAGGCGCGCUGGGAGUUCGACCGCAAACGCCUGUUUGAGAGGACGGAUUACAUGGCCACCAUCUGCCAGGAUCUUUACGACAUCCUGCAGGUGGUGGAGGAGUUCUACAACAUCUUCGGCCCAGAGCUAAAGGCGGUGACCGGGGACCCCAAGCGCAUCGACGACGUCCUGUGCCGCGUGGACAGCCUGGUGACCCCCAUGGAAAACCUGACCUUCGACCCCUUCAGCAUCAAGGCGUCCCAGUACUGGAAGUACGUCAUUGAGGACUUCAAGGUGGAAGUCCUGGUGAUUGAGAAAGAAGCAAAACAUUUCAUCGAUGAGUCUUUCAAGACGCUGCGAUCAGCCGAAGCAGCCUUUGACAUGCUUUUAAAAUUUAAGCACAUCCGGUCACGGGAGGCCAUUAACCGACAGAUGAUGAUGAAGUUUAACGACAUCCUUGCCCAGUAUUGUAAAGAGGUGGACAUCAUCAACAGACUGUUCAUCCAAAACCUGGACAACCCCCCGCUGUGUAAGAACCACCCGCCCGUGGCGGGCGCCAUCUGCUGGGAGCGGUCCCUGUUUCACCGCAUCAAGCACACCAUCCUCCGCUUCCAGGAGGUGGAGGAGAUCAUGGACAGCGAGGGGGGCCAGGAGGUGCGGCAGAAAUACCUGGAGGUGGGCAGGAGGAUGAAGGACUAUGAAGACACGAAGUACGAGCAGUGGAGGGAGGCGACGGAGCAGAUCCUGCCGGUGCUCAUGAAGAAGAGUCUGCUGACUAAGGCCAUCACUGUGGCGGAGGAUACCACCAACUCCAGCAAGGGCACGGUCUUCGUCAUCAACUUCUCGCCGGCUCUCAGGGAGAUCAUCAAUGAAACCAAGUACAUGGAACAGCUGGGCUUCUCCGUCCCCGAGCUGGCGCGGAAUGUCGCCCUCCAAGAGGACAAGUUUCUUAGGUACACGGACGGGAUGCAGCGCAUGCUGGACCACUACCACGUGCUGCUGGGCACCCUGAGCGACGCCGAGUCCCGCCUGCUGGAGGACUUCUCCCAGGAGCUGGUGCGCGUGUUCUGGCCUGGGUACAAGAGGCUGAACUGGAACUCGCUCGGCAUCGCCGAUUACAUUGCCCGCUGCAAACAGGCAAUUGGGAAGUUCGAGUCCCUGGUGCACCAGAUUCAUAAGAAUGCCGAGGACAUUUCCAGUAGGCUCAUGUUGAUUGAGUCCAUAAACCUCUUUAAAUUUCCGGCUCGUAAAAAUGAGGAGGAGCUCCCUGGCGUGAAGGAGUUCUUCGAACACAUAGAACGGGAACGGACCAAGGACGUGGACCACAUGGUCCGCUGGUAUCUGACUAUCGCGCCCCUGCUGACCAAAGUCGAGGGCCUGGUGGUCCACACCAACACGGGCAAGGCCCCCAAGCUGGCCUCCUACUACCAAUACUGGGAGAACCGCAUCUACGAGGCGCUCACCAGGCUCAUCCUCAAAAACCUGCAAUCUUUCAACUCUCUCAUCCUUGGAAAUGUCCCUCUGUUCCAAACGGAAACCAUUUUGACGGCGCCGGAAAUCAUCCUUCAUCCCAACGCCAAUGAGAUUGACAAGAUGUGUGUACACUGCGUGCGCAGCUGUGUGGAGGUCACCAAGCACUUUGUCCGCUGGAUGAACGGCAGCUGCAUCGAGUGCCCGCCCCAGAAGGGGGAGGAGGAAGAGGUGACCGUCUUCAGCUUUUACCACGACAUCUGCCAGAACCCGCAGGUCAUCCAGCAGGCUGUCAUGGUGCCCCAGAAUGUCCACAGGAUCCUGGUCAGCCUCAUGAAGUACCUGCAGAAGUGGAAGCGGUACCGCCCGCUCUGGAAGCUGGACAAAGCCAUCGUGAUGGAGAGGUUUGCAGCCAAGAAGCCGCCCUGCGUGGCCUUCGACGAGAAGCUGCAGUUCUACGCCAGGAUCUCCGACGAGGUCAUGCACCGCGUGCUGGUCAAGGACGAGCACUGCAUCCGGCUGCAGCUGGCCCCGCUGGCCAGCACGGUGCAGGAGAACGCCAAGUCCUGGGUGGUCUCGCUGGGGAAACUGCUAAACGACUCGGCCAGGGAGGAGCUCUACAGCCUGCACGAGGAGAUGGAGGUCCUGGCCAAAAACCUGAGGAAGGGCCCAGAUUCCCUGGAGGACCUCAAGUUUGUGCUGGGGACCAUCGCGGAGAUUAGAAGUAAAUCCCUGUCCAUGGAGCUCAGGUACCGGGAUGUGCAGGAGCGCUACCGCACCAUGGCCCUCUACAAACUCUACCCUCCCGAGGCGGAGAGAGAACUGGUGGAGACGCUCGAGAGCACGUGGUCCGCCCUGUUCGAGGAGUCGCAACACGUGGAGCACUCGCUGGGCAGCAUCAAGAGGACCUUCACGGAGAUCACGCGCACGGAGAUCAUGACCUACCGGACGCAGAUAGACGAAUUUGCCAAACGCUUCUACAGUGCCGGGCCGGGCUCCGUGGGCGAGGACCUGGACAGAGGAGUGGAACUUCUGUCUGUGUUUGAAAGAGAGCUGGCAAGGCAUGAGAAGAACCGGCAGGAGCUGGCCAACGCGGAGAAGCUUUUCGAUCUCCCCAUCACGAUGUACCCAGAGCUGCUCAAGGUGCAGAAGGAGAUGUCGGGGCUGCAGCGGAUCUACAGCCUCUACGAAAAUCUCCGGUCUGCCAAGGAGGAGUGGUCACAAACCCUGUGGGUCAACCUGAACGUGCAAGUUCUCCAGGACGGCAUCGAGGGCUUCCUCAAGAGCCUGCGGAAGCUGCCCCGGCACGCGCGCAGCCUGCCGGCGGCCGCCCACCUGGAGAGCAAGAUGAAAGCCUUCAAGGAGUCCAUCCCUCUGCUUCUCGACCUGAAGAAUGAGGCACUCAGGGACAGGCACUGGCAGGAGCUGAUGGAGAAGACAGGUGUAUUCUUUGAAAUGACCGAGACCUUCACCUUGGAAAACAUGUUCGCGAUGGAGCUUCACCGACACACUGACGUUCUCAGCCAGAUUGUGACCUCGGCCAUCAAGGAGAUCGCCAUCGAGAAGGCUGUGAAGGACAUCCUGGACACGUGGGAGAACAUGAAGUUCACCGUGGUCAAGUAUUACAAGGGCACGCAGGAGCGCGGCUACAUCCUGGGCUCCGUGGAGGAGGUGGUCCAGUGCCUGGACGACAACACGGUCAACCUGCAGAGCAUCUCGGGGAGCAGAUUCGUGGGGCCGUUCCUGAGCACCGUGCACAAGUGGGAGAAAACCCUCUCGCUCAUCGGGGAGGUGAUCGAGAUCUGGAUGUUAGUCCAGAGAAAAUGGAUGUAUCUGGAAAGCAUUUUCAUCGGGGGAGACAUCAGAUCACAACUUCCAGAGGAGGCCAAGAAGUUUGACAACAUCGACAGGAUAUUUAAAAGGAUCAUGGCCGAGACCCUCAAGGACCCGGUGAUCAAGAAGUGCUGUGAGGCGCCGAACCGCCUGAAGGACCUAGAGAACAUCAGCGACGGCCUGGAAAAGUGCCAGAAGAGCCUCAAUGACUACCUGGACUCCAAGAGGAAUGCCUUCCCCCGCUUCUUCUUCAUCUCCGACGAUGAGCUGCUCAGCAUCCUGGGCAGCAGCGACCCGCUGUGCGUGCAGGAGCACAUGAUCAAGAUGUUCGACAACAUCGCGGCGCUGCGCUUCCACGACACGGAUAGUGGGGAGAAGCUGGCGUCGGCCAUGAUCUCGGCCGAGGGCGAGGUGAUGGAGUUCCGCAAGAUCGUGCGCACCGAGGGCCGCGUGGAGGACUGGAUGACAGCGGUGCUGAACGAGAUGCGCAGGAGCAACCGGCGCAUCACCAAGGAGGCCAUCUACCGCUACUGCGAGGACCGCAGCAGGGUCGACUGGAUGCUCCUGUACCAGGGCAUGGUGGUGCUGGUGGCCAGCCAGGUGUGGUGGACCUGGGAGGUGGAGGACGUGUUCCAGAAGGUGAAGAAGGGGGAGAAGCAGGCCAUGAAGAACUAUGGUAACAAGAUGCAUAAGCAGAUCGACGAGCUGGUGACGCGCAUCACCUCGCCGCUGAGCAAGAACGACCGCAAGAAGUACAACACCGUCCUCAUCAUCGACGUGCACGCCCGCGACAUCGUGGACUCCUUCAUCAGGGCCAGCAUCCUGGAGGCCCGCGAGUUCGAAUGGGAGAGCCAGCUGCGGUUCUAUUGGGACCGGGCCCCGGACGAGCUCAUCAUCCGCCAGUGCACGGGCACCUUCGGUUACGGCUACGAGUACAUGGGCUUGAACGGGAGGCUGGUCAUCACGCCCCUCACGGACCGCAUCUACCUGACGCUCACGCAGGCGCUCUCCAUGUUCCUGGGUGGGGCGCCUGCUGGCCCCGCCGGCACCGGCAAGACCGAGACCACCAAGGACCUGGCCAAAGCCCUGGGCUUGCUCUGCGUGGUCACCAACUGCGGCGAAGGCAUGGACUACAAGGCCGUCGGGAAGAUCUUCUCGGGCCUCGCCCAGUGUGGCGCGUGGGGCUGCUUUGACGAAUUCAACCGCAUCGACGCCUCCGUGCUGUCGGUCAUCUCUUCCCAGAUCCAGACGAUCCGAAACGCUCUCAUCCAUAACCUCACCACCUUCCAGUUUGAAGGGCACGAGAUCUCCCUGGACCCGAGGAUGGGCAUCUUCAUCACCAUGAACCCCGGCUACGCGGGCCGCACGGAGCUGCCCGAGUCGGUGAAGGCGCUCUUCAGGCCUGUGGUGGUCAUCGUGCCCGACCUGCAGCAGAUCUGCGAGAUCAUGCUCUUCUCCGAGGGCUUCCUGGGCGCCAAGGCUCUGGCCAAGAAGAUGACGGUGCUGUACAAGCUGGCCCGGGAGCAGCUGUCGAAGCAGAACCACUAUGACUUCGGGCUGCGCGCCCUCAAGUCGGUGCUGGUGAUGGCGGGGGAGCUGAAGCGGGGUUCCCCGGACCUCCGCGAGGACGUGGUGCUCAUGCGCGCCCUGCGGGACAUGAACCUGCCCAAGUUCGUGUUCGAGGAUGUCCCGCUCUUCCUUGGCCUCAUUUCCGACCUCUUCCCGGGGCUGGACUGCCCGCGCGUGCGCUACCCCGACUUCAACGAUGCCGUGGAGCAGGUGCUGGAGGAGAAUGGCUACGUGGUCCUGCCCGUGCAGGUGGACAAGGUGGUCCAGAUGUUCGAGACGAUGCUGACCCGCCACACAACCAUGGUGGUGGGGCCCACGGGAGGGGGCAAGUCUGUGGUCAUCAGCACUCUGUGUCAGGCCCAGACCCGGAUGGGGCUGACGACUAAGCUUUACAUCCUGAACCCCAAAGCUGUGAGUGUCAUCGAACUCUACGGCAUCCUGGACCCCACCACCCGGGACUGGACAGACGGGGUACUGUCCAACAUCUUCCGGGAGAUCAACAAGCCAACGGACAAGAAGGAGCGGAAGUACAUCUUGUUUGAUGGCGACGUGGAUGCUCUGUGGGUGGAAAACAUGAACUCGGUGAUGGACGACAACAAGCUGCUGACACUGGCCAACGGCGAGCGCAUCCGCCUGCAGGCACACUGCGCACUGCUCUUCGAGGGGAGUGUCGGAGACCUCCAGUAUGCCUCCCCUGCCACCGUGAGCCGCUGUGGAAUGGUGUACGUGGACCCUAAAAACUUGAAAUAUGAGCCUUACUGGAAAAAGUGGGUCAGUCAGAUACCGAACAAGCAAGACCAAAAAGAUCUCAACUCUCUGUUCGAGAAGUACGUGCCCUACCUCAUGGAGGUGAUCGUGGAGGGCAUCGUGGACGGGCGGCAGGGCGAGAAGCUGAAGACCAUCGUUCCCCAGACGGACCUCAACAUGGUGACCCAGCUGAGCCGGAUGCUGGAUGCGCUGCUGGACGGGGACAUCGAGGACAUUGACCUCCUGGAGUGCUACUUCCUGGAGGCGCUGUACUGCUCGCUGGGUGCUCCCCUGCUCGAGGACGGAAGGACCAGAUUCGACGAAAGUGUCAAGAAUGUGGCAUCCCUGCCAUCUGCCAGCACCGACGGGGUUUGGGCCAUCCCUGGGCAGCUGCCGGCGCAACUCCCCACCUUGUACGACUUCCAUUUCGACUCCACGCAGAAGAGGUGGAUUCCCUGGAGCUCCUUAGUUCCCCAGUAUGUCCACGACCCCGACAGGAAGUUCAUCGACAUCCUGGUUCACACAACGGACACCACCCGCAUCACCUGGAUGCUGGAGCAGAUGGUCAGGGUCAAACAGCCUGUCCUGCUGGUCGGAGAGUCGGGCACCUCCAAGACAGCCACCACCCAGAACUUCCUCAAGAACCUGAACGAAGAGACCAACCUGGUUCUGAUGGUGAACUUCUCCUCCCGCACCACGUCCUUGGAUAUCCAGAGGAACCUGGAAGCCAACGUGGAGAAGCGAACCAAAGACACCUACGGCCCCCCCAUGGGCAAGCGCCUCCUGGUCUUCAUGGACGACAUGAACAUGCCAAAGGUGGACGAGUAUGGCACACAGCAGCCCAUCGCGCUGCUGAAGCUGCUCUUGGAAAAAGGCUACUUAUACGACCGUGGGAAGGAGCUGAACUGUAAGAACAUCCGUGACCUCGGCUUCAUCGCUGCCAUGGGGAAGGCCGGAGGAGGACGCAACGAGGUCGACCCCAGGUUCAUCUCCCUGUUCAGCAUCUUCAACGUCCUGUUUCCCUCUGAGGAGUCUCUGCACCGGAUUUAUUUCUCCAUCCUGAGUGGCCACACCACGGGCUUCCACAGCAGCAUCGUGGCCAUGGUCGACUUGCUGACUCGCUGCACGCUGGACCUGUACCGCAGCGUCGUCCAGGAACUGCCCCCCACCCCGUCCAAGUUCCACUACAUCUUCAACCUCCGAGACCUCUCACGCGUCUUUAAUGGCCUCGUCCUCACAAACCCGCAGCGGUUCCAGACGGUGGGGCAGAUGGUGCGCGUGUGGAGGAACGAGUGUCUGCGUGUCUUCCACGACCGCCUUAUCAACACGACAGACAAGCUGCUGGUACAAGACCUCAUCCAGCUCUUGGUCAUGGAGCAUUUUCCAGACGAGGAGGAGGUGGUGAUGAGGGACCCCAUCUUGUUUGGGGACUUCCGGAUGGCUCUGAAUGAAGAGGAGACGCGUGUCUAUGAAGAUAUCCAGGACUACGAGGCCGCCAAGGCCUUGUUCCAGGAGCUCCUUGAGGAGUACAACGAGAGCAACACCAAAAUGAACCUGGUCCUCUUCGACGACGCGCUGGAGCAUCUGACCCGUGUGCACCGCAUCAUCCGCAUGUACCGCGGCCACGCCCUGCUGGUGGGUGUCGGCGGCUCGGGCAAGCAGUCCCUGGCCCGGCUGGCCGCCUUCACCGCCGGCUGCGAGGUGUUUGAGAUUCUCCUGAGUCGAGGCUACUCGGAGAACAAUUUCCGGGACGAUCUCAAGAGCCUGUACACGAAGCUCGGGAUCGAGAACAAGUCCAUGAUCUUCCUGUUCACUGAUGGCCACGUGGCAGAGGAGGGCUUCCUGGAGCUCGUCAACAACAUGCUGACCUCAGGAAUCGUGCCGGCGCUGUUUGCGGAAGAGGAGAAGGAGGCCAUCCUCAGCCAGAUUGGGCAGGAGGCCAUGAAGCAGGGCACGGGCCCGGCCAAGGAGUCAGUGUGGCAGUACUUCGUGAACAAGAGCGCCAACAACCUGCACAUGGUCCUGGGCAUGUCCCCAGUCGGGGACACCCUGAGAACCCGCUGCAGAAAUUUCCCAGGCCUGGUGAACAAUACGGGCAUCGAUUGGUUCAUGCCGUGGCCCACACAAGCCCUGCACGCAGUGGCCAAGUCCUUCCUCGGAGAUAACGCCUUGAUCCCCGGGGACAGUCUGGAGAGCCUGGUGGAGCAUGUCGUGAUGGUCCACGAGUCGGUGGACGACUUCAGCAAGCAGUUCCUGCAGAAGCUGAGGCGCAGCAACUACGUGACCCCCAAGAACUACCUGGACUUCAUCAACACGUACUCCAAGCUGCUGGACGAGAAGACCCAGUUUAACAUCGCGCAGUGCAAGCGUCUGGAGGGGGGGCUGGACAAGCUGAAGGAGGCCACCCUGCAGCUGGACGAGCUGAACCAGAAGCUGGCCGAGCAGAGGAUCGUGCUGGCCGAGAAGUCGGCCGCCUGUGAGGCGCUGCUGGAGGAGAUUUCCAUCAACACGGCCAUAGCGGAGGAGAAGAAGAAGCUGGCCGAGGAGAAGGCCAUGGAGAUCGAGGAGCAGAACAAGAUCAUCGCGGUGGAGAAGGCCGAGGCCGAGACGGCGCUGGCCGAGGUCAUGCCCGUCCUGGAGGCCGCCAAGCUGGAGCUGCAGAAGCUGGACAAGUCGGAUGUGACAGAGAUCAGGUCCUUUGCCAAGCCCCCGAGGCAGGUGCAGACGGUGUGCGAGUGUAUCCUCAUCAUCAAGGGCUACCGGGAGAUCAACUGGAAGACCGCCAAGGGCAUGAUGUCCGACCCCAACUUCCUGCGCUCUCUGAUGGAGAUGGACUUCGACGCCAUCACCCAGAGCCAAGUGAAGAACAUCCGGGGCCUCCUGAAAACGCUGAACACCACGGCCGAGGAGAUGGAGGCUGUGAGCAAGGCGGGCCUGGGCAUGCUCAAGUUCGUGGAGGCCGUCAUGGGCUACUGUGAGGUGUUCCGGGAGAUCAAGCCCAAGAGAGACAAGGUGGCCCGGCUGGAGCGCAACUUCUUCCUGACGAAGCGCGAGCUGGAGAAGAUCCAGAACGAGCUGGCAGCCAUCCACGCGGAGCUGGCCGCGCUGGGCGCCAAGUAUGAGGCGGCCAUCCUGGAGAAGCAGAAGCUGCAGGAGGAGGCGGAGAUCAUGGAGCGCCGGCUCAUCGCUGCCGACAAGCUCAUCUCAGGGCUGGGCUCGGAGAACAUCCGGUGGCUGAAGGAGCUGGCGGAGCUCAUGCACCGGCGCGUGAGGCUGCUGGGCGACUGCCUGCUGUGUGCCGCCUUCCUGAGCUACGAGGGCGCCUUCACCUGGGAGUUCCGCCACGCCAUGGUGCAGGAGGCCUGGCAGGAGGACCUGGUGCUGCGCGAGAUCCCGCUGAGCCAGCCCUUCCGCCUGGAGAGCCUGCUCACCGACGACGUGGAGAUCAGCAGGUGGGGCUCGCAGGGGCUGCCGCCCGACGAGCUCUCGGUGCAGAACGGCAUCCUGACCACCCGCGCCAGCCGCUUCCCCCUCUGCAUCGACCCCCAGCAGCAGGCUCUCAACUGGAUCAAGAGGAAAGAAGAGAGGAACAACCUGCGGGUGGCGUCCUUCAAUGACCCCGACUUCCUGAAGCAGCUGGAGAUGGCCAUCAAGUACGGGACCCCCUUCCUGUUCCACGAUGUGGACGAGUACAUCGACCCCGUCAUCGACAACGUCCUGGAGAAGAACAUCAAGGUGUCCCAGGGGCGCCAGUUCAUCAUCCUGGGGGACAAGGAGGUAGACUACGACCCCAACUUCAGGCUCUACCUCAACACCAAGCUGGCCAACCCCAAGUACUCGCCGUCCGUGUUCGGGAAGGCCAUGGUCAUCAACUACACGGUGACGCUGAAGGGCCUGGAGGACCAGCUGCUGAGCGUGCUGGUGGCCUUCGAGAGGCGGGAGCUGGAGGAGCAGCGGGAGCACCUCAUCCAGGAGACGUUCGAGAACAAGAACCUGCUGAAGGACCUGGAGGACUCACUGCUGCGCGAGCUGGCCACGUCCACGGGGAACAUGCUGGACAAUGUGGAGCUGGUGCACACGCUAGAGGAGACCAAGUCCAAGGCCACCGAGGUCUCCGAGAAGCUCAAGCUGGCUGAGAAGACGGCCGUGGACAUCGACCGGCUGCGGGACGGCUACAGGCCGGCGGCGAGGCGCGGGGCCAUCCUGUUCUUCGUGCUGUCGGAGAUGGCGCUGGCCAACUCCAUGUACCAGUACUCCCUCGCCGCCUUCCUCGACGUGUUCAGCCUGUCGCUCAAGAAGUCCCUGCCCGACUCCAUCCUGCAGAAGCGCCUGAAGAACAUCAUGGACACGCUGACCUUCAACAUCUACAAUUACGGCUGCACGGGCCUGUUUGAGAGGCACAAGCUGCUCUUCUCCUUCAACAUGACCAUCAAGAUGGAGCAGGCGGAGGGCCGGAUCCCGCAGGAGGAGCUGAACUUCUUCCUGAAAGGAAACAUCUCCCUGGAGAAGAGCCCGCGGAAGAAGCCGUGCGCGUGGCUGGCUGACCAGGGCUGGGAGGACAUCAUGCUGCUGUCACAGCUGUUUGCAGACAGCUUCGGGGACCUCCCCAAUGAAAUCGAGAAGAACCUCUCUGUCUGGCAGGAGUGGUACGACCUGGAUUCGCUGGAGCAGUUCCCGUUCCCCCUGGACUACGACACGCGCAUCACCCCCUUCCAGAAGCUGCUCAUCCUGCGCUGCUUUCGAGUGGACCGCGUGUACCGGGCGGUGACCGACUACGUGACCGCCACCAUGGGGGAGAAGUACGUGCAGCCCCCCAUGAUCAGCUUCGACGCCAUCCUGGAGCAGAGCACCCCCAACUCCCCCAUCGUAUUCAUCCUGAGCCCCGGCUCGGAGCCCGCCAGCGACCUCAUGAAGCUGGCCGAGAGAAGCGGCUUCGGGGGAAACCGCCUCAAGUUCCUGGCCAUGGGCCAAGGCCAGGAGAGGGUGGCGCUGCAGCUGCUGGAGACGGCGGUGGCCCGCGGGCAGUGGCUGAUGCUGCAGAAUUGCCACCUGCUGGCCAAGUGGCUCAAGGACCUGGAGAAGUCUCUGGAGAGGAUCACCAAGCCGCACCCCGACUUCCGCCUGUGGCUGACCACUGACCCCACCAAGGGCUUCCCCAUCGGGAUCCUGCAGAAGGCCCUCAAGGUGGUCACGGAGCCCCCCAACGGGCUGAAGCUCAACAUGAGAGCCACUUACUUCAAGAUCUCCCACGAGGCGCUGGAGCAGUGCCCGCACCCGGCCUUCAAGCCCCUGGUGUACGUGCUGGCCUUCUUCCACGCCGUGGUGCUGGAGAGGAGGAAGUUCGGGAAGAUUGGCUGGAACGUGAGCUACGACUUCAACGAGUCUGACUUCCAGGUCUGCAUGGAGAUUCUGAACACGUACCUGACCAAGGCCUUCCUGCAGCAGGACCCCCGCAUCCCCUGGGGCAGCCUCAAGUACCUGAUAGGAGAGGUCAUGUACGGAGGCCGGGCCAUCGACAGCUUCGACCGCCGCAUCCUGACCAUCUACAUGGACGAGUACCUGGGCGACUUCAUCUUCGACACCUUCCAGCCCUUCCACUUCUUCCGCAACAAGGACGUGGACUACAAGAUCCCCGUGGGCGACGUCAAGGACAAGUUUGUCGAAGCCAUCGAGGCCCUCCCACUCGCCAACACGCCCGAGGUGCUGGGCCUGCACCCCAACGCGGAGAUCGGCUACUACACGCAGGCGGCUCGGGACAUGUGGCGCCACCUGCUGAACCUGCAGCCCCAGACAGGGGAGUCCAGCAGCGGCAUUAGCCGCGACGACCACAUCGGCCAGGUGGCCAAGGACAUCAAGAACAAGCUGCCCGCGCCCUUCGACCUGGACCAGGUCCGGAAGCACCUGGGCGUGGCCGUCACGCCCACGUCGGUGGUGCUGCUGCAGGAGCUCGAGCGCUUCAACAAGCUGCUGCUCCGCAUGUCCAGAUCGCUGGCUGAGCUCCAGAGGGCCUUGGCCGGAGAGGUCGGCAUGAGCAGCGAGCUGGACGACGUGGCCAGGUCCCUCUUCAUCGGCAGCAUCCCGCACAUCUGGAGGAAGCUGGCGCCCGCCACCCUCAAGUCCCUGGGCAACUGGAUGGUCUACUUCCUGCGGCGCUUCAGCCAGUACACGGCCUGGGUCGGGGACGGCGAGCCCAAUGUCAUGUGGCUGUCUGGACUGCACAUUCCCGAGUCCUACCUCACGGCCCUGGUGCAGGCCACCUGCCGGCGCAACGGCUGGCCACUGGACCGCUCCACCCUCUUCACGCAGGUGACCAAGUUCCAGGACGCGGACGAGGUGAUGGAACGUGCAGGACAAGGCUGCUUCGUCUCAGGUCUGUACCUGGAGGGCGCUGGCUGGGACCUGGAGAGAGGCUGCCUGGUCAGGAGCCGGCCCAAGGUGCUGGUGGUGGACCUGCCCAUCCUGAAGGUCAUCCCCAUUGAGAGCCACCGCCUCAAGCUGCAGAACACCUUCCGGACGCCCGUGUACACCACCUCCACCCGCAGGGACGCCAUGGGCGUAGGGCUGGUCUUCGAGGCCGACCUCUUCACCGGGCAGCACAUCUCGCACUGGGUGCUGCAGGGCGUGUGCCUCACCCUCAACUCGGACUAGC